Molecule: messenger RNA, 1574 nt
Organism: Cyprinodon tularosa
Lineage: Eukaryota; Metazoa; Chordata; Actinopteri; Cyprinodontiformes; Cyprinodontidae
Gene: timp2b
Product: TIMP metallopeptidase inhibitor 2b
Exons: 5
Coding region: 201-863 (220 amino acids)
Biological process (GO): negative regulation of endopeptidase activity; negative regulation of membrane protein ectodomain proteolysis
Cellular component (GO): extracellular matrix
Molecular function (GO): protease binding; metalloendopeptidase inhibitor activity
Source: RefSeq, a predicted model, not a curated record
UGGAAACAGGCAGGGAUUGAGGGUCGUCUGCCUUGCAACUGGAAUCACCCAGCACCAGCCCCCUGAUCGUCUCCUGCCUUGACAGCUGCACUAUUUGUUUUAUUUUAUUUUAAUCCGAUGAUAACUGUUAGGCUAUAAUUUGUACUCUAGCGCGCAAAUUCCUCCUUCUAAACCCAAUCAGUCAUAAGUUUUUUAUAAAGAUGAGCUGCACCAUGAACAGCUGUUUAGUCGCUCUGGCGCUCCUGUUUCUGUGGCGCGUUGAAGAAAUGGCAGAAGCCUGCAGCUGCUCCCCUGCGCAUCCCCAACAAGCUUUCUGCAACUCAGACGUUGUUAUCAGGGCGAAAGUUGUUGGAAUGCAGGAGAUUGACAGCGGCAAUGAUGUUUAUGGAAAUCCCAUCAAAAGGAUCAGAUAUGAAGUCAAACAGAUCAAGAUGUUCAAAGGUCCCACUCAAGAUAUUGAUGCCAUCUACACUGCUCCAUCCUCAGCGGUGUGUGGAGUGACUCUAGACACUAAUGGAAAGAAGGAGUACCUUAUCACAGGUAAACUGGAGGUGGAUGGAACAAUGCACAUCACCUUGUGUGACUUCAUCGAGCAGUGGGAGACCCUGAGCGCCAUCCAGAAGAAGAGCCUGAUUCAGCGCUAUGAAACUGGCUGUGCUUGCACGAUCACCCGCUGCACCUCCAUCCCCUGCAUGAUCAGCAGCCCGGCGGAGUGCCUUUGGACAGACUGGGUGAUUGAGAAGACUGUAAAUGGGGAGCAGGCCAAACACUAUGCUUGCAUCAAGAGGAGCGACGACUCUUGUGCUUGGUACCGUGGCAGUGCGCCCCCCCGAAAAGAUUUCUUGGACAUUGAAGACCCAUAAUCCUUUUCUGUGGAACAGUCGGAAGAUGGUUGCAGUUAAGAUAUUCAAACAUGCAAAAAAAUGAAAUGAGAAUAAAAAUCAUUGUACACAUUCUUUUCUUUUUUUUUUUUUUUAUUGUGUGGAAGAUCUAAGGGGUAAACUAUGAAAUAUUUCAGGUUGCAUGUUAAAAAGAACUCGACACCUUUACCCACUUCAACUUUUUGAAGCACUUCCUCAUCAACCACUUAUUCUCCAUCUGAAGUGAUCUUUUUAGUUUGUCAUUUUAUAUUUUUUUGUGUGCUUCUCAUCCUUAAUUUUUUGUUUUUUAUUUUAUUUUUUGUUGUGUACCGUGACAAAUCUUUGAUGCAGCAUUCAUAAACUCGGAAAUAAGUCCAAAUUGGCUUUGAAAUAAAUCCUAAUUAAAUAAGUAUUGCUUUGAAUACCAGUCUUACAUUUUCAGCUCAAGGUUUAACACAUUCAUUCAAAAAUGAGAAAAAGCACACAAUUGGACCAGUCUUUUGACAAAUGUUCUUUUUUCUGCAAAAAAAAAAAAAAAAAAAAAUCAUAUUAAGCUUUUUCUUCCCCACUUGACUUGGAGGUGUUUUUUGAUAUUAAAUGCAUAAAUCUUGUGCUGGUUUCACAUGAGAUUUUGAAAGUAAAAAAAUUUUUUACAUGCAUGUCCAUCUUGAAUGGUUUUUGUACAUUUGGCUAUUAAAAUGUAAAUGCUGUUAA